Messenger RNA from Owenia fusiformis, 4021 nucleotides. NCBI's taxonomy places the organism in Eukaryota, Metazoa, Annelida, Polychaeta, Sabellida, Oweniidae. The record is from the annotation of a GenBank genome assembly.
AUGGCAGGGGCUAAACCUGCUGUUCAUGUUGUACAGUUAAAACCGAUUUGUGUCUCCGAAACCUUAUUGAAAGGAUCUAAAUUCAUCAAAUGGGAUGAUGAUUCGUCUGUUGGGGUCCCUGUUACCCUUAAAGUGGACCCUAAAGGAUACAUCCUUUACUGGAGGGACCAAGUCAAGGACAUGGACAGUAUUGAUAUCUCUAUGAUCCGGGAUACAAGGACAGGAAAAUAUGCAAAAGUCCCAAAGGAGGGCAAACUACGAGACUCGUGUACAAUGGGAGCUCCAGAUGUUCCAAUAGAAGAUAAAACAGUGUCUGUCUGUUACAGCUCUGACUUUGUCAACAUACAAUGGGUCAACUUUGUAUGCAAUACAAAGGAGACUGCAAAGGGAUGGACUGAUGAACUGUGUUGCUAUGCCUACAACCUCCUAAGUCAGAAUGGCAGUGUCAUGUACUACCUACAAAAAAUACACACCAAGCUCUCCUAUAUUACUGGUACAGACGGAAAAAUUCCAGUAAAAAAUAUUAUAAAAGCAUUUGCCUCUCAUAAGGAUGACAAGAAGCGGGUUGAGCAGACGUUAUCAGCUGUUGGGCUACCAUCAGGAAAGGGGGAAUCCAUCCAGCCAGAGAAAUUUACAUUUGAGACAUUUUUCCACUUCUACCGACAGCUCACCGUCCGAUCGGAUCUUGACAGUGUAUUCGAAGAAAUAGGGGCCAAAAAGAAACCUUACAUCACAGUGGAGAAACUUGUUCAGUUCUUGAAUGAACAACAACGAGAUCCACGUCUGAAUGAGAUCCUGUACCCCUAUUAUGAUCAGAAGCGGGCCCAGGCGAUAAUUGACCAGUUUGAAAAUAAUGAGUCCUUGGCAAAGAAAGGCCAUCUAUCGCUAGAAGGUUUCCUGAAGUACUUGAUCAGUGAUGAGAAUGUCCCGAUCCCAGCAGAUAAAUACGACUUGAGUGAAGAAAUGACCCAUCCCCUACCCCAUUAUUUCAUAAAUUCCUCACAUAACACAUACCUAACAGGUCAUCAGCUGACUGGCAAAUCGUCAGUUGAGAUCUACCGCCAAUGUCUGUUAUCUGGGUGCCGUUGUAUUGAACUGGAUUGCUGGGAUGGAAAAGGGGCAGAUGAAGAACCAAUCAUAACUCAUGGUUUCACCAUGUGCACAGAGAUCUCAUUUAAGGAAGUAAUAGAAGCAAUUAAAGAAUCCAGUUUUAAAACCUCAGAUUAUCCUGUUAUACUUUCCUUCGAAAACCAUUGCACUCCACGUCAGCAGGCCAAAAUGGCAAACUAUUGCAAAGACAUACUUGGGGACCUCCUGCUCACAGAUACCAUAGCAGACUAUCCGCUUGAACCAGGAAAACCACUACCAUCCCCUGAAGCUCUAAAGAGGAAAAUAUUAAUCAAAAACAAAAAAAGACAUAACCAUAAAAAACCAGUGGCAGUAAAAGAAGUGACUACACCUACCACAGCACCAGUGAAACCAGUUCUAGAACACAAAGAGAGUCAGCAAAAUGUCCUAGAGGGUGCACUGGGGGAGGGUGGGGGAGAUAAAGAAAAAUCAGACAAACCAGCUACAGAGAAUGGAGAAGUGAAGGACUACAGCUCUGACUCUGACACUGAGAGUGAUGAUGAUGACAUUGCUGGCCUAACAGAGGAGGAGGAGAAACGUAGACAAAGAGAGAAGAAAGAAAAGGGUACAGCUGGUUCUGAGGCAGAGGCAGCUCAGGAGAUGUCAGCACUUGUCAACUACAUUCAACCAAUUCACUUUCACUCUUUUGAGAUCUCAGAAAAGCGAGAUCGUAGCUUUGAAAUGUCGUCACUGGUCGAGUCGAUCGCAAUGUCACGUCUCAAAGAAUAUCCCGUAGAAUUUGUCAACUACAACAAGCGUCAGCUGAGUAGGAUUUAUCCGAAGGGAACCAGAGUCGACUCCAGCAAUUAUAUGCCUCAGGUUUUCUGGAAUGCUGGUUGUCAGAUGGUAGCCUUAAACUUUCAAAUGUUAGACCUUGCGAUGCAGCUUAACCUUGGUGUGUUUGAAUACAACGGCAAGUCUGGCUAUAUUCUGAAGCCUGACUUUAUGAGGAGAAACGACAGACAUUUUGAUCCGUUUGCUGAAUCUACAGUUGAUGGAAUCAUAGCUGGUGCCAUGUCAAUACGGAUCAUCUCUGGUAGUUUCCUGUCUGAUAAGAGAGUAGGGACGUAUGUUGAGGUGGAGAUGUAUGGCUUGCCAGCUGAUACAGUCAGGAAGAAACGAACUAAAACAGUCCCAAGUAAUGGUAUCAACCCCAUGUAUGACAAUGACCCAUUUGUGUUCAAAAAGAUUGUACUCCCCAAUCUAGCAGUCCUACGUAUUGCAGUUUAUGAGGAAUCAGGCAAGAGUAUUGGUCAAAGGAUCUUGCCAGUAGAAGGUCUCAGGCCAGGUUACAGACAUAUAAUGUUGAGGAAUGAAUCCAACAAACCUCUCUCAUUUCCUUCAUUGUUUGUCCAUAUACAAGUGAAAGACUUUGUUCCAGAUGACAAAGCAGAGUUGAUGAAUGCUUUGAUGGACCCCAUACGUUACCAGUCUGAAAUGGAGAAGCAUGCGGCACAAUUGGCAGCAUUGACUGACGAUUUUGAUGUUGAUGAAGAAACAGAGAGAGAAAAUGCGGAGAUGAAACGAGAAAUAAAAGAAGACGUAAAAUUCCGUCGUAACAAUUCGCAGAUGACGAAGAAUGAUUCAGGUAGUGAUUUGAAAACAUUGAAUGGAUCGUCAGCAACGAAUAGGUCCGUUAAAGGCGUCCAUCCUAACCUAGGCAAACAGCAGAGUACUGUAUCCCAGGCAUCUAGUCAAAGCACAGGUAGUGCAACCAUUCCUGGGAGUGUCUCCUCAGGUUCUAUAAGGCCAAACCAAGAGAAUGGAGGUCCCAGUGAACCAGCUUCUAAUAAAAGUAAACUCAAUGAUGCUGAGGUGUUAACCCCCACCCCUCUGAGUGAAUUGAGAGAACAUAAAGUGUGUCUGAAGAUUAUUACCAAACAGGAGAAAGAACAGGAAACAAUGAGAAAGAAGCAUGAGAAGGUAAGAAAUGCGCAGAAGGAAAGCCAGGAAUGUGAGGAAGAAAAACUUCUACUGUCUCAAAUACGUUUACGAACAGGAUUAGAAAAAACUCAAGCGAAAGCCAUGAAAAAAGCGAUAAAAGCUGGAAAUAUGGAGGAAGUGAAAAGGCAACAAGAAGAAGAGAUUAACAAUUUGGUAGCUGAUCAUGACCAAAAACAUAAUGCAUUGAAGAAGGCCCACAUAGAAGUGCUAAAGGCGCUUUAUAAGGAUCACUUCAAACAAGAGAUGGAGGUUGCCAUCAAGUACAACAAUAUGAAAUGUGAUACUCUCGAAAAGCUUAUAGACGAAAAUCAUGAAGCGCAACUAGAGCAACUUGAUGCCAUUCAUGAUCGGGAAGUGGUCGAGUUAAAGAAGAGAUUUGAUGCACAGAGCAAACAAGACAUGAAAGCACUUGCUAAGAAGCAUAAAGACAAACAAGAGUUACAGAGGGUGAAACGUGAGGCACAACAUAAGCAUAUCAACAUGGUUGUCCAAGAACGUGAGAGAUUAAGAGCUCUCCUGGAAAAGAGGAAAAAUGAUGUCAUUGAAAAACAAGCUGAGAUUAAGAAACAAUUUGAAACAGAAAAAUCAAAUACGGAGGAGGAGAUCGAAACCGAAUUUGAAGAGAAAUGUGAUAAAUUAGACAACAGUUUCAAUGAGCAACUUGAGGCUCUAGAAAAUGGUGACAUUCCAAAAGGCUCCAUUAAUGACGAGGAUGCGAACACAAAUAUGUAGGAAAUUAUUUCUGCAGUAUACCAUUCAAUAAAAUGCAAAUAUGCGAAUAUGAUUAUUAAUAUAAAAACCCAAUAUGAGUGACUUUUUAAGAUAAUUAUGUCCAAUAUUUUCACUAGUCAAGAUGUAGGAAUAGAAAAUAGGAAUUCAAUUUGCAGUUUGUUAAAGGAACGCUGGAUAUGGCCAGGGAUUUAUCAUGGAUUAUACAAUGGAACUGCAA